AUGCCUGCUGCAACCGCGUCAGGAGCAGAUACAAAUGGCAGUACGACGAGGAAUAGAGAACACAACCAGGGCAAUCAGGAUAAGAAGUAUACGAUUGAACAGAAGACCGCGGUGAUAAGAGUCCGGAAGUGCUCCGCAACCGCAUUUUACGAAAUCCUUGGAAUUGAGAAAGGAUGUUCGGACGCAGAAAUAAAAAAGGCAUAUAGGAAACUGAGUCUCCUAACACAUCCUGAUAAGAAUGCAUAUGAUGGUGCAGAUGAAGCUUUCAAGAUGGUAUCAAGAGCAUUCCAGAUACUAUCGGAUUCGGAAAAGAAGGGUCGAUAUGACCGAUUUGGAGGCGACCCAGAUAGUAGGUUCGGUUCAGCAUCAGCAUCGUCUGCAUCUCCGUUCAGCGGAUUUGCCAGGUCACCAGGUGGCAGAGGACCAAUGUUUGACGAUGAGAUCUCGCCUGAAGAGUUAUUCAAUAGAUUCUUUGGAGGAGGGGGCAUGGGUGGCCCUUUUGGUGGUGAGCAAGAAUGA
Bacidia gigantensis is the source of this 519-nucleotide messenger RNA. RefSeq lists its product as uncharacterized. Bases 1 to 519 code for a protein of 172 amino acids. Gene Ontology annotation, cellular component: endoplasmic reticulum membrane. Gene Ontology annotation, biological process: cellular response to misfolded protein. Gene Ontology annotation, molecular function: Hsp70 protein binding. The record is from RefSeq and is a predicted model, not a curated record. Lineage: Eukaryota; Fungi; Ascomycota; Lecanoromycetes; Lecanorales; Ramalinaceae. The transcript is spliced from 2 exons.